UUGCGCCGCGCGCCGCUCAGUUGCGUUUCGGUUUCGGUAAUCGGCGGAAUCAGCGUAAUCAGCGGAAUCAGCGGAAACCGAUCGACAUGUCCGACAGCCAGCCCGAUGCGGAGGAGCAACCGCGCUCCUCGCAGCAGCAGAUGACGAUCAGCGCCUCCACGCAGGAGCUGGCCGAGCUGAUCGACAUCCACCUGGGCGCGCUGCGGCCAAAGGAUCCCUCGUGGCGGGUGGCCGACUCCCCGAUCUCGGGCCGCGGCAUCUUCGCCACGCGCGACGUGGCCGCCGGCGAGGAGCUCUUCCGGGAGCACACGCUGCUGGUGGGCCCCACGGCGCACCGGUCGAGCAACCUGCGCACCUGCACGCUCUGCUACCGCCUGCCGCCGGGCUCCUCCGACGCGGAGGCGCUCUGCCCCGCCGGCUGCGGGCUGCCUGUGUGCCCGGAGUGCCGCGGAGGAGAGCGGCACGCGAUCGAGUGCGGGCUGUUCCGCAAGUGGCGUCCGCUGGAGAGCAAAAGGAUCGAGCCGCGGGCCCUGCGGAUCCUCAGCGUGGUGCGCUGCUUCUUCCUGGACGAGCCGAGCAGGCGGCUGCUGUACGCGCUGCAGGCCAACAUGGACCGCUACUACAUGGCGGAGGUGCGCCGGGCGGCGGACUGCUUCGAGCGCUUCCCGCGCGAGCAGGACAUGCUGGACUUCUUCUACCGCACCGUCUGCGCCUUCAACACGAACGCCUUCGAGAGCCGCAGCAGCGUCCAGGGGCACGAGGUGCUGGUGCGCGCCCUCUUCCCGCUGGCCGGGCUCCUCAACCACCAGUGCACGCCCAACGCGGCGCACCACUUCGAGGGCGGCGAGACGAUCGUGGUCUGCGCCACGGAGCGCAUCCCGGCCGGCGCCGAGGUGACCAUGUCCUACGCCAAACUGCUCUGGUCGACGCUCGCGCGCAGGAUCUUCCUGGGGAUGACCAAGCACUUCCUGUGCAAGUGCGUCCGCUGCCAGGACCCCACGCUGGGCGAGGUGUGAGCUGUGAGAUGGGUGCGACGCUCGAUGCAGUGCACCUCCGUGCAUGAGGUGCUUCUCCUCGCGUGAGACGGUCCUCCAGUGAGUAGCCACUUCUGUUUGACCCCGGAUCGCUCCGCUCCGUGCUCGAGAAAGGCUCCCAGAAGAGUGUCGAGUGGGGAGCGACACUUGUUCGAGUAUCUAGCGAAUGCGCAUGACCACGGGAAUCCUCUUUCCUGCAAUCCCUGCGAACCAAAGGAAAGAUCGGAGGAACUGGAAUCGCUUGUGAACCAUCUGAGCAAUUCCCACUACUAUACUACAGUUCUUCUGAACUAGUUUCGGAAACUAGUUCACCCUCUUACAUUCCAUUACUCAUCUAUUCGGAUUCGGAUUCAGAUUCUGAUUCGGAUUCAGAUUCUGAUUCGGAUUCGGGCUGUCAAAGAUCGCAUAUCGCGGCAGUCUUUAAAUACCCCUUUGACCCAGUCGCGCGUCAGUCCACAUUAAUUUUAGACCCUUGUUUUGCUUUCGCUUUCCCCCUCCCCCUCUCCCUCCCCCUCCCCCUCACCAUUGUGUGCCCCCAAAAGAACGAGAAAACGAGUGUAAACUGCGCAGAGAUUCCUCGCAGCUGAGGCGGAAGGCCCACGAAACGGCCGGACAAUGAAAACAUUUCAGACUCGUCGGGUAUUUCGGUGCCAUACUCUUUCCCCUGCGGGCAACCGCACUACGCUGCUCCCUUGGCCAACCAGCUGAGAAUAGAUUGUGCUUCCACCGAUGGAGCGCAUUCCGUGCGCACUGUGUGCCACUGCCACUUUCAUCUGACUUUAGGGCUCUGAAUUGCUCUUUUGGACAUUCGGCAUUCGGCAUUCGGCAGUCGGCGUUCGAGUGUGUCUCCUCCGUUCGGCCUCCGUUCUGCCUCCGUUCGAUUGGGGCCAAUGAAACGGGCGAGGAGUGAAAAUAGAUUCCCAACGGGGGGGCGGGGCAGGCGCUUCUGCGAAGGGAGGCGCUGACUUGCGUUCGCAGCUGAUUUACGUACGCCCGCCAAACUGCGCCGGAACUGGGGCGCGGCAGGACGAGUCCACUCCCCAGGAUACUCAGGACACUUGGGACACCCUCCCCGACAUGUGACAGUGCGUGACAGUCACGAAGGAGCACGGAACACGGAACACAUCCCAUCCCAUCCCCAUUACAUCCCAUCCCACUCCACUUCAUGGUGGCUUCCACCUGGUCACGUGUCACGAAGCCCAUUUGACUCCGCUCCGCUUGUCACUGCCGCACGCAACUCCUCGGGUGGCGGCGUCUCAAUUUAUGUCCCUGCCACACGCACUGCCACAUGCAGUGGCAACCUGGGAGGUGGAGAGUGGGCAGUGGAUGGCGGCUCAUAUACGAACAAACCUUCGUAAUGCAAAUCCGUGCCGCAGCCAACCAACUGCCGCAGCAGAGGUUGUGGCGCCUAGGAGCAGCCUUUGGUGGCAUUCAGCAGGCGAGGUGCACCCAUUUCUAGCAGUGGGAGUGGCAGGGGAGGCAAUCACGCCCCCUUCUGGUGGCUGGUGGCUGCAUCUCCGCCAGCAAUCUUUCCAGCUGCUCAAUUGCCUCAGUUUGGCGCCGGAACAAAUCGGAAUGGGAGGGGAGAUGGGAACGGGUGGAGGGUGGUGGGUGGUUCUAUGGCUUCGCCUCACUUUAUGGCAUCCAUAACCAACCGCAGGCGGAGGUGGUAAGAGGGGGAAGGGGAGGGGAAGGGGAGGCAUACACGCCGAGGUGUUUGGCGAACAAAUUGACAGCGGGAAACGUUCUUUGAUGGCUGAAUGCCCGAUUGCUGCAUCAAUGCUUUCCCCUCCCCCCCGGCGAAUCCAAUUGAACGCAACAAUAGCAACCACACAACAACAGCAGCAGCAACAGCAACAACAACAACAGCAGCAGCAACAGCAACAACAGCAGCAACAGCUCAGGCACAAAUUGAAUAAGAGUCAAAAGCAAAAUCCGCUUUGCGGCGUCCCAGCCAAAUGUCUCUGUUGCCCAGCGGAGCACUCGAGGCGCCUCCGCGUUCCCAACUGCGGAAUCUCCCACGAAUCCGUAUUCCCGAGAACCUAAUCAUAGAUAUCUUGCACUCCAAGCACUAACUUAUCUUGAUUCGGAUGCAUUUGAAGAUGUUCAGAAUGCGCAACAUUAAAUCACAAAUAUCCAUGCUCCUCCAUGAUGAUGAUUUGGCUGCCAGUUAAUUGAUUUUCAUUCCACAUAUUAUAUUAUUAUUAUAUUAUACAACAGCAUGUUUCAUUAUUAAUUUUAAUAUUCGAUUGCCUGGUUUCCCGAACUCUUUCCCUUCGCAAAAGAAAAGCCUUUUUGGCUUCCGAAAGUGGGAACUCGGCGGCACUGGCGAGUGCUGAGUGCUUUCGGUGUGCGUGUGCCUUGGAAAAAUCAUAUUCGACUGUCGUCGUUGUCGCUGUGUCCCUCCCCCUUCCUCCUCCCCC
Messenger RNA from Drosophila ficusphila, 3457 nucleotides. Its product is annotated as SET domain-containing protein SmydA-8. The record is from RefSeq and is a predicted model, not a curated record. Gene Ontology annotation, molecular function: protein binding. NCBI's taxonomy places the organism in Eukaryota, Metazoa, Arthropoda, Insecta, Diptera, Drosophilidae.